AUGUCAUACGGCGACUACUCCUCCUCCCCCAGCUCCCCUGGCGGCAUGUCCACCCGUCGUCUCACAAAUCGGAACACGAACCGCUAUUCUGUCACCGCGCUCUUCUCCAUGGCCGCGGAGCAAGAUGUAGAGGUCGAGGAUGAGCUUGGACGCGCUCAAAAACGACUCCGCGAGCUCAAGUCUCGUAUAUCGGCCCAGUCCAAGCGCAACUUUGUUCUUGAGCGAGAUGUCCGUUUCCUCGAUUCUCGUAUUGGACUGCUCAUUCAGAACCGAAUGGCUCUCGAUGAGCAAAAUGAGGUCGAGAGGCAUCUCGAGGAAGUCGACGCGACAGAAGGCAACCAUCCAGACGACCGCAAGCUCCAGCAAUACUCCAACCUCUUCUUCCUCCUCCAGUCCGAACCCCGCCACAUUGCGAGUCUAUGUCGUCUCGUCUCUUUGACUGAGAUCGACACCCUCCUGCAAACCGUCAUGUUCACGCUCUACGGAAACCAAUACGAGUCACGCGAAGAGCACUUGUUGUUGACAAUGUUUCAGUCCGUGCUCUCAUCACAGUUCGAGACUGCCACCGAGUUCGGCUCUCUCCUCCGCGCGAACACUCCCGUCUCCCGCAUGAUGACCACCUAUACUCGCCGAGGACCCGGUCAGAGCUACUUGAAGAGCGUACUCGCGGAACGCAUCAACAGCCUCAUCGAGCACAAGGACCUCAACCUGGAGAUCAACCCUGUCAAGGUGUACGAGCAGAUGAUUCAGCAGAUCGAGGAGGAGACUGGUACCCUUCCACCCAACCUUCCCCGCGGUGUAGCCCCAGAAAUCGCCCAGGCGAACGCGGAUGUACUAGCCAUCAUCGCGCCUCGGUUGACGAUGCUCAUGGAGAUUGCAAACAGCUUCCUUCUCACUAUCAUGGACAGUCUGGAGAGCGUGCCGUACGGUAUCCGGUGGAUUUGCAAACAGAUCAGGAGUCUUACUAGGAGAAAGUACCCAGACGCGACAGACUAUGCUAUCUGCUCGCUCAUUGGCGGAUUUUUCUUCCUUCGUUUCAUCAACCCCGCCAUCGUGACACCACAAGCAUACAUGCUUGUGGAGGGCGUCCCUGCGAAACACCCUAGACGAACAUUGACGUUGAUUGCCAAGAUGUUGCAAAACCUUGCCAACAAGCCAUCGUAUGCGAAGGAAGCCUACAUGAUUACCCUCAACCCAUUCGUAGAGAACAACAAGGCUCGCAUUAACCAGUUCUUGAACAACCUAUGCGAAGUCGGUGACUUCUACGACACUCUAGAGAUGGACCAAUACAUGGCCCUGUCGAAGAAGGAUCUUCUUAUCCACAUUACUCUCAACGAGUUGUACAACACCCAUUCUCUUAUUCUUCAACAUAUCGAAGUCUUAUCACCAAACGACAAGCAACAUUUGCGCAUCCUCACCGACGAACUUGGUCCAGCGCCCCCUCAAGUCCCCCGGAAGGAGAACCGUACCAUCGAGCUCCCUUUGUACAGUCGAUGGGAGACGCCUGUGCAGGACAUCCUCAUGGAUUCUGUAUCGCCCAGCGAUAUGCUCUAUAUGGAAGCGAAGUCGAUCUUCGUCGCGCUCAUCCGUUCAAUUCCCGGACUUGCCGAGAAGCGCCCCUACAACCUCGCAGCGAUUGCGGAACGUGCGGCAACCACUAAAGACGCAACAUUAGUCCGGAAGGGCAUCAAGGUCAAGGAGAUGCUCCGCGAGCUCGAAGAGCAGAAGAUCGUCGAGCGCGCGGACGGCUACAAGCUCAUGCAGGACGAAGUCUCCGCCGAGCUUGUCCACCUUGGGAACCUGCGCGAGAAAGUCCUGCUGGAGACCAAGAGCCUUGAGGCAGUGUACAAGACGAUUUGCGACCAUAACAACUACCUCCGCGGCCAGCUCGAACAGUACAAGGCUUACCUUCAGAACGUUCGUCUGACGGCGUCCAAGGAGAAGGGCCAGAGCACUGGCGUCGGCGUCGUCACUGUGGGCGGCAAGGAGAAGAAGCCUGCGAAGCCCGUCGUGCACGGGCCGUACCGCUUCACACACGCGCAGCUCGAGAAGGAGGGUAUCAUCGUGGAGAGCAAUGUGCCCGACAACCGGCGACCGAACAUCUACUUCAACUUCACGUCGCCUACGCCGGGGACAUUCAUCAUCGCGCUGCACUACAAGGGCAGAGAGAAGGCGAUCUUGGAGAUGGACCUCAAUAUCGACGAUCUCCUGGAGAAGCAAAAAGACAACAAGCACUUGCUCGACCUCGAGUAUGUCCAGCUCAACGUGCCCAAGGUGCUUGGUCUCCUCAACAAGAUCUUCACCAAGCGAUGA
Epithele typhae is the source of this 2313-nucleotide messenger RNA. RefSeq names its product Rho GTPase activation protein. The transcript has 8 exons. Gene Ontology annotation, molecular function: protein binding; GTPase activator activity. Gene Ontology annotation, cellular component: cell cortex. The record is from RefSeq and is a predicted model, not a curated record. Gene Ontology annotation, biological process: regulation of actin cytoskeleton organization; regulation of GTPase activity. NCBI's taxonomy places the organism in Eukaryota, Fungi, Basidiomycota, Agaricomycetes, Polyporales, Epitheliaceae. The coding region runs from base 1 to 2313 and encodes 770 amino acids.